Meriones unguiculatus (Mongolian gerbil) is the source of this 2038-nucleotide messenger RNA. Its product is annotated as sulfotransferase 6B1-like. Gene Ontology annotation, cellular component: cytoplasm. The record is from RefSeq and is a predicted model, not a curated record. Gene Ontology annotation, molecular function: sulfotransferase activity. The transcript is spliced from 6 exons. NCBI's taxonomy places the organism in Eukaryota, Metazoa, Chordata, Mammalia, Rodentia, Muridae. Bases 111 to 968 code for a protein of 285 amino acids. Gene Ontology annotation, biological process: sulfation.
AGAGAUACCAAGGUUGCUCUGCCACUCUGUGGGGUUGUGCCUGUGGGCCAGGUUUGUCAGGCUCCUGUAGCGACUGCGCUGGUUGACUGCCUCCAGUAGAUUCCACGAAGAUGUCAUCCCAGAGCCAGACAAGUCUCCUUCAUAAGCACAUGGGCGUCUUGUUCUCCACCAUGUCUUCCCUAGAACUCCUUCGUUCCUUGGACUCUUUUGAUGCAAGAGAAGAUGACAUAUUUCUGGUUUCCUACCCCAAAUCUGGCACCCACUGGGUGGCAGAGGUCCUCGAGAACAUUCCCCACGCCGGGAUUACUCUCACGUCUCCUAUCGAACUGGGAAACAUUUCUAAAUUUGAAGAGCUAAAAAUGGUUUCUAGGAGAAGAGUUAUCCCAACCCAUCUGAACUAUGAAAUGCUUCCUGUGACUGUUAAACAGAAGCAGUGUAAGAUCAUCUACGUUGUCAGAAAUCCGAAAGAUACAGCUGUGUCCCUGUUCCACUACUACAGGGACAACCCCAACCUCCCUUCCCCGGAAACGUGGGCUGCGUUCUUAGAGCUGUUCAUCAAAGGAGAUGUUGUGUAUGGUUCCUGGUUUGAUCACGUUCUGAGCUGGGAAGAACACAAAAAAGAUGAAAACGUUCUCUUCCUAUUCUACGAAGAAAUGAAGAAAGAUUUUGUUAAGAGCCUAAAGAAAAUAAGUGCUUUCCUUGGCAUCAGCGUGACUGACAGCGAGAUGAGUAAGAUUGCCCGGCAUACAUCGUUCAGUGAGAUGAAAAGUAACGCUGCCAAGGAAAACUGCGAUCCUAAUCAUGUCAUCUGUGCCCUCACGCCCAACAGGAACCUGGUGUUCAGAAAAGGAGUGGUGGGUGAUUGGAUAAAUUACUUCACUCUGAAGCAGAAGAGAGUCUUUGAUGAACUAUUCACAGAGAAGAUGGAAAGCAGCGAAGUGGGAGGACGCUUGAAGGAGUAUGUGUAGUGCAGGUGGGAAGUGAGGCUGCUCUCCGCUCUCCGCAGCACGGCGCCUCGCAAGCAUUAAGUAUUCUUUACUGAUGCGGAAAGCAGCUAUUUCUUUCCACAAGAAACUCACAGUUCAAGAAUGUGUCAAACUCAUAGUUCAAGAAGAGGGAGACUAUUAGCGUUGCAUUGGUGACAGCAGAGAAUGAUUAGUAGAAGAAGGCAUAAAUUCUCCAGGUGCUGAACUCUGUGCCCACUCUCUGUGUUCAGAGAAGACAGGGGUAGCUCCUAUACAGGGAAAGCGCCUUACUGCCAAUCCCUCAUGAGCUGCCCUGGCAAGGAAAGGAGGUGGCAAUUCAGUCCCAUGCCUGAGAAAAUUUUAUUUUCUGCUACUUAGACAAUCCUGGCCUGUAUCUCAACAUUUUUAAUCGAGCAUUUCCAAGCAUCCAUGAGAAAUAGUUUCCAAAAUCACAAUAACAACAGACAGCAUCGCAUCAAGCUUGAAACGCCUAACAGCUGGAUCCUAUCGCUCACCUGGGACCUCGAAGAGUGAACAUGGCUGCACAUGCCUGCAUUUUCUUACUGUUCCCCCAAUUAGCUUAUAAAUUUUCUCAUUUUCUCAUUUCAAAAUUGAACUUUUCUCUUAAAAUUUUUUGGUGCCUCUGAUUCUAUGUAGUAUUUUGAGUUUGCAUGCUUUCUUCCAGACUCCCAGCGCUAAUCCAGUCUCUACAGCUGUCGUAAGGUGUGUUAUCCUAUGGUCGCCACUAGAGGGCACUGUAAUGAAAUCUGAAUUUACUUCAGUGGUCACUGUUCACUCAGGUCUCAGCACAGCUCACUUCUGCUACAGAAUCCUAAGGCUUUCGGGGAAGUCAGAACUGUACUGUGUAUAGAUAGCUCCUAGUGCUGAGCUCAGAGCAAGAGGUUGACUUGCUAAGUUCAAGUGAACUCUUUGAUCUUCAUACCCUAGAUGUAAGUGUUGUGUCAAAUCUGUUGGGGUUUUUUGGGUGUAAGCUUAUAAUUCAACAAGACGUCCAGUUUGCGUAGAUCUCCUGUACACACGCACUUGUUAUCAAUAAAGAGCAUUUUUUUUGA